AUGUUUUACGAAGGGGAUCUCCAGAGCGGUAUUACGCUUGCUGUCCAGGAAGCAAAGUCCGUGAUUUGCUUCGUUCGAGACGAUGCUCAGGAAAGUGCUCAGUGGGAGAAGGAAUAUUUUGAUGAUGAGAUCGCUCAACUAGUCAAAGACAAUGCCGUUACUCUUCGGUUGACAGCAGGCACCCAGGAAGCUGGCUUCCUGACGUCCAUUUGUCCGAUUAAUACAUUUCCAACGGUAGUGGUGAUAAAAAAUGGGAUGAUCCAGGAGUAUAUUAUUGCGGGCACUCCGAAGGAUGACUUUCAGAAACGUCUGAAGGCUGUACUCGUACCGAACACAUCUAAUCCGACAGCUCCAGUCCAGUCGACACCUCAGAAUGCGGCAGCAAACACGACCAGUCCUCCUGCAGACACCUCGAACGUUCCGCCUGCGUCCAACCCACCAGCUCAGCCAGACCGCCAUACGCGACCACAAGCGCAAGACACAGAAAGGAGGAAUAGAGAAAGUAUCCGUGCCGGGAAACGACCAGUGGAAGCAUCUCAGGAGUCUGAGUCCGUCGCAGAUCGGUCAAAGCGAGAUCUGCAGGAGUGGAGGGAGCAACAACGGAAGCUGGAGCAGCAGCGAAAGGAGGAACGGGAACGAAUCCGCAACCAGAUCAAGCAAGACAGGGAGGAGCGGAAGCGCAGAGAGGCUGAAGAGAAGGCUAGGGCUACUCAUGGAGUGACACAAGCGUCUGGGUCGUCUCCGGCCAAACCGCAACAAUACCGUCUCCAAGUCCGACUGUUCGACGGCAGCUCCGUGCGAACGAGUUUCCCUCCUUCGGCCACUGUCCGCGGCGACGUGCGUCCUUGGCUCGACGAGCAGCGGUCCGAUGGCAACCAGCCGUACACCCUCAAACAUGUGCUGACGCCUCUUCCCAGCCAUACGAUCUCUGUCGCCGAGGAAGAGCGGACGCUGGAAGAGCUGGGCCUGGGCCCGACUGCCAACCUCGUCAUGGUUCCCGUGCACUCCUACACUGAGGCCUACUCAUCUUCUUCCAGCUCCAGCCUCCCUGUCCGGGCCAUCUCCGCGGGGUACAGUCUCGUUUCCGCUGUCGUUGGGACGGUAGCAGGGCUGGUUGGGUCAUUUCUUGGAUACGGCCCAGCAGGCACAACUUCUGCAGCAAGCAGCAGUAACACUCCUGUCAGUAGUAGUAAUAAUAACAACAGCUCUCAACAACUCGUAAACAACACCAAACCACCCCGACCCGCUGCUGCGUCAUCGCGAGGGAUCAACAUCCGGACAUUGAGAGACCAGAGGGAAGAGCAUGACAACAACCAAUUCUACAAUGGGAAUCAGCUCAAUUUCGAGCCUCGAAGAGACGAUGAUCGGAAGAACGAUUGA
Rasamsonia emersonii CBS 393.64 is the source of this 1380-nucleotide messenger RNA. RefSeq names its product UBX domain-containing protein. Lineage: Eukaryota; Fungi; Ascomycota; Eurotiomycetes; Eurotiales; Trichocomaceae. Bases 1 to 1380 code for a protein of 459 amino acids. Gene Ontology annotation, molecular function: protein binding. The record is from RefSeq and is a predicted model, not a curated record. The transcript has 5 exons.